AUGGUUCCUACAGCGUUCUCCGUCAUCUUCAGUGAGUCAAACACACUGUAUUUGGUUCCAGGUAAAAGAGCCCUGGAGGAAGAAAUUAAGGAGAUCAAAUCAGCCCGUGACAUUUUGCAGAAAGAGCUGACAACUUUACAAAUUGAAGCUUACAAACUGGAAGGACACCAUAAAGAAAAAGAAGAGUUGUGCAGGAAGCUGCAGUUCCAGUGGGAAGAGUCUGAGCAAGACGCUGUCAGGCAUUUGAAGCAGAACAAGAGAAGCGAGGAACUGCUGGAACAGUACAGAUGUGAAAUUCAGGAGUUAAAGCUUAAGCACCGGAAGCAGCGGAUGAAGUUUGAAAACCAACUUCAUCAACUGAUAGAGCAGCAUAAGAAUCUGCACUCUGUCUUUACUCCAGAAAUGCUCCCAGAUGAAAUAGAGAGUGCUGAGAAUAUAACACGUCAGCUGUUAUCAGCUGAACAAAUGAAGUUGGCUCAGCUGCACCGUCUCUACGAGGAGCUCGACGAGAUAGAGAAGGCCGCCUGCGACACAGCUGCAGAGAUUCAGGAGUGAAAGGGAGUAGUUUAUAGCAUUACAGGGUCCCUCGUUUUCUCCCCAGUAAGUUGAUCAGUUCUUACAGGUCCAAACCUUAAAUCUCACAAACGUGGCUUUUUUUCAAGAGAGAAGCAGGAUCCUCCUAAACCCGGUUCUGUGAGACAGGAACACUUAAAUGGGCUUGCUUUGAUGUAUUCUCAAACCUGCAAUAUUUUACAUUUUGAAUGUUAAAUGGUGUUUAGUUGCGGUAGUAGUGUCCUGUAUGGAUAUGUUGCUAUGUUCAUAUUGUGUAUUUAU
Messenger RNA from Cyclopterus lumpus (lumpfish), 834 nucleotides. RefSeq lists its product as uncharacterized. Gene Ontology annotation, cellular component: synaptonemal complex. NCBI's taxonomy places the organism in Eukaryota, Metazoa, Chordata, Actinopteri, Perciformes, Cyclopteridae. Bases 1 to 555 code for a protein of 184 amino acids. The record is from RefSeq and is a predicted model, not a curated record. Gene Ontology annotation, biological process: synaptonemal complex assembly. The transcript is spliced from 8 exons.